AAACAUAAGGUGCCAAGUGGCAAGCAGCUGAACCAUGUCACAUCCAAGUACAACCAGUUCUUGUCCCACAAAAUGCAAAUCGUCCUACAAAAAAAGAUCCAAUUUUAUACUUUUUUUUUCCAUCAAAAAAUUCAAAUUCUCCAAAACCCAAAUCCCAAAACUUCAUAAUAUUAACAUAUUUGUCAUCAAAAUUUAAUCUUGUUUGUCCCUAUACAAAUAAUUUUACAUUCUUGGUUCUUGGGGUUUUGAAUUUCACCAAGAAUAUUUCCUUCCUUACAAAUUCUCCAAAACAAAAAUUUCCAAUUGUGAUCAAGAUUCAAUUUUUGUUUGAUUUUGAUUAUUGGGUUGGUGGGAUUUUUUGAAAAAAAUUGAAGAAACUAAGUAAAAGUACUGAGUUUUCAAGAUUUAGCAGAAUUAUUGAUUUUUGGGAAUUUCACCUGAAAAUUUUCUUCAAAUUGUGUUCAAGAUUCAAUUUUGUUACUUCCUGUGUAUUUUGAUUAUUGGGUUGGUGAUAUUUUUUGAAAAAAAUUGAAGAAAUUAAGUUAAAGUAUUGAGUUCUCAAGAUUUAGUAGAAUUAUAAAUUAUUGAUAAAUUUUUGGGAAUUUCACCUGAAAAUUUUCUUCAAAUUGUGAUCAAGAUUGGAUUUUGUUACUUUGUGUGUAUAUAUCUGUGUAUUUUGAUUACUGGGUUAGUAGAAUUAUAGAUUCUUGGUUGUUGUGAAUUUCACUUGAAAAUCUUCUUCAAAUUGUAAUAAAGAUUCAAUUUUUUUUUUAAUCUCUGUGUAUAUCAUUGUAGAUUUUGAUAAUUGGGUUGUUGAGUUUUUUCCCCAAAAAUUGAAGAAAUUAAGUAAAAGUAUUGAGUUUUCAAGAUUUAGUAGAAUUAUAGAUUCUUGGUUGUUGUGAAUUUUCACCUGAAAAUUUUCUUCAAAUUGUAAUAAAGAUUCAAUUUUGUUUAUCUGUAUAUCAUUGUAGAUUUUGAUUGUUGGAUUGUGGAAAUUUUUCAAAAAAUCUGAAGAAAAUUAAGUAAAAGUAUGAGUUUUCAAGAUUUGGAAUCGGGUCAAUCAACCAGGUCGGGUCGGGUACGUACCAAUGGGAAGCAAGACCCGACCCAAGCAGUGGCUUCUGGAAUAUUCCAGAUCAAUACUGCUGUGUCUACAUUUCAAAGGCUAGUGAAUACACUUGGUACACCAAAAGAUACACCUGAGCUACGCGAAAAGUUGCGCAAGACAAGGGUACAUAUCGGCCAGUUAGUCAAAGAUACAUCUGCAAAACUUAAGCAAGCAAGUGAAACGGAUCAUCAUGCUGGUGUCAGUGCUAGCAAGAAAAUUACAGACGCUAAACUUGCUAAAGAUUUUCAAGCUGUCUUGAAAGAGUUUCAAAAGGCUCAGAGACUUGCAGCGGAGAGGGAGACAGCAUAUACGCCUUUCACUCCCCAAGAUGUUCUUCCUUCUAGUUACACAGCCGGUGAAGUAGAUGUUGCUUCAGAUAAGAAUCAGGAACAGCGAGCGCUUCUUGUGGAAUCAAGAAGACAAGAUGUUUUGCAUUUAGACAAUGAGAUUGCUUUUAAUGAAGCUAUUAUCGAGGAAAGAGAGCUCGGAAUACAAGAAGUACAACAACAGAUAGGUGAAGUGAAUGAGAUUUUCAAGGAUCUUGCUGUGCUUGUUCACGAUCAAGGAGCUAUGAUCGACGAUAUUGGCUCCAACAUUGAGAAUUCUCAUGCUGCUACUGCACAGGGGAGAUCACAACUUGCUAAAGCUGCAAAGACCCAAAGAUCAAAUUCAUCUCUGACAUGCUUGCUUCUGGUGAUAUUCGGGAUCAUACUUCUAAUUGUGAUCAUAGUACUUGCAGCAUGAUCAGAAGAUUUCGAGAUGGAUAAAAAGAUCCUAAACUUCGCGAUUCAAGACGUUGUUAAGGUAUAUACUCUUGGUGUGAUCCAUGAAUCUUUGUCAUGCUAAGACAAGUUGUGCAACUGUGAGAUGUGAGUGUUUGUAUGCUAUAUAUGUAAUGUGUUUUGGGUUUGCAAUUGCGUGCUGCUGCUAUGUAAUGGCUGGUUUGUUACAAAGUUACAACAAUAUGUCUAUAAUUUUUUUUGGUUGAUGCAA
Capsicum annuum is the source of this 2101-nucleotide messenger RNA. RefSeq names its product syntaxin-22. Gene Ontology annotation, cellular component: SNARE complex; membrane; endomembrane system. The coding region runs from base 1031 to 1852 and encodes 273 amino acids. Gene Ontology annotation, biological process: intracellular protein transport; vesicle-mediated transport; vesicle fusion. Gene Ontology annotation, molecular function: SNAP receptor activity; SNARE binding. Lineage: Eukaryota; Viridiplantae; Streptophyta; Magnoliopsida; Solanales; Solanaceae. The transcript is spliced from 7 exons. The record is from RefSeq and is a predicted model, not a curated record.